UUUUCUCCCAGAAUACAUUAUGUAAGUGACUUAAAAUAUAAGUUUAGUAGCGUUAAAUAACAUUCAUAAGGAUUUUAAAAUGCGCAUCCAUAAUUUACUUGACGAUUAAAAUAUCCAAAGAAUGUUAGGCGGUAGGGGACCUAGAUAAUAUUAUUGCCUUCAAUUAUGCUAAUAAGUCAAUUAACUAUAAUAUAUUACAAAUUACUGAGUGUAAAGACGUACACUUAUUUUCCGAAAUCAUACAUAGUAUAACAUUAUAAUAGGUAUAUUUAAUUCGUGUUCUAGGAUCCGAGAAACAUUUACAACGAGUUUAAAUGCAUGACAUCAAAGUUACAAAGCUUAGAAAGAAAUUGAUAUAACAAAUCACAUGAAACUACUAAGCUGCUAGUGUACAACUAUAAGUAUAUGGUCACAAUAAUAAAUAAUGGCCAAAUUUACAGAAAUGUCACUGUCCACGCAAAACAUAUGUGUGUCUAUGAUCCACACCCCAUGCAUGUUAAGUCAACGGUGGCUGCAGUGGUAGCAGUCAUAGUGACACCGAAGAAACAUCAUAAUUUGACUGUUCUCGUGAGGAAUAAGCGGCGUAGAAAAUUGACACAGUCGCCUGAGUAAAUAUCAAUGGGGUGGGAGAUUGGCGUGUGGGUGAUACGAUCCACGGUCGAGGUGCAUCUGGGUUCAACUGCAGACAUGAGGACGCCAUGUUAAGGUUUGUCGGGCGUAGUGGUACAACCGCGGUAAUCGGAGCUCGGCCGAUGGUGACGAUAAACGGUGGCUGCAGUGGUUUCGUUCUGUUCAGGUUAACAUGGUAGGUGGUCACCAGCCGCAGUCGACGGGAGGCGCCAACUGCACGGGCACUAUGAUGAACAUACUGAACAUAGACGCCGAGAACCGGGUGGUGCUGAACGUCGGCGGCAUCAGGCACGAGACCUACAAGGCCACCCUGAAGAAAAUACCCGCCACGAGAUUGAGCCGGCUGACCGAGGCGUUGGCCAACUACGAUCCGGUGCUGAACGAAUACUUCUUCGACAGACAUCCCGGCGUGUUUGCUCAGGUCCUCAACUAUUACAGGACGGGUAAACUUCAUUACCCGACGGAUGUUUGCGGGCCGUUGUUCGAAGAAGAAUUGGAGUUUUGGGGUCUGGAUGCGAACCAAGUGGAACCCUGUUGCUGGAUGACCUACACCCAGGUAAGUUCUUACUCAGUCGAUUUGCAUCGGUAAACACGCCAUUUGGGG
Myzus persicae (green peach aphid) is the source of this 1234-nucleotide messenger RNA. Its product is annotated as potassium voltage-gated channel protein Shaw-like. Bases 803 to 1219 code for a protein of 138 amino acids. Gene Ontology annotation, cellular component: axon; dendrite membrane; neuronal cell body membrane. The transcript has 4 exons. Gene Ontology annotation, biological process: protein homooligomerization; potassium ion transmembrane transport. NCBI's taxonomy places the organism in Eukaryota, Metazoa, Arthropoda, Insecta, Hemiptera, Aphididae. The record is from RefSeq and is a predicted model, not a curated record. Gene Ontology annotation, molecular function: delayed rectifier potassium channel activity; protein binding.